This is a messenger RNA of Pygocentrus nattereri (red-bellied piranha), 4586 nucleotides long. RefSeq names its product Na(+)/H(+) exchange regulatory cofactor NHE-RF2. Gene Ontology annotation, biological process: protein localization to plasma membrane. The transcript is spliced from 6 exons. Gene Ontology annotation, cellular component: apical plasma membrane. NCBI's taxonomy places the organism in Eukaryota, Metazoa, Chordata, Actinopteri, Characiformes, Serrasalmidae. The coding region runs from base 611 to 1711 and encodes 366 amino acids. Gene Ontology annotation, molecular function: protein-membrane adaptor activity; signaling receptor binding. The record is from RefSeq and is a predicted model, not a curated record.
AAGUGUAUUUUAAAAUAUCAGAUGUGGUCAAAAAACCUCCCCGCGUCCUGAACGACAGCAGGAUUUAUCAGGAGGCAAACAUCCACCUCCGGUGAGUGAGCCGAGCUCGCCUCCAGCAGUUCUGCUGAAGGGCGGCGCUAGAAGGCUCCGGUCCAUCUCAUCCGCCAGGACCUUUACUUUCCCUGAAGCAGCUGAGCGCAACCGCGCGUCUCCCCACGAAGCGGCCCGCGCGGGUGGACGUCUGUACAGCGGAUAACGCCUGUUGCUCUUUCCCUCGGUGCGUUCGCUGCACACAGGCUGCACCGGCGACACGGCCGUCCGAGUGGUCCACAGGGCAGUGUAGAAAGAAGCAGACGGACACGGACAGACUCGGUCCUGUGACCCCAACUUUCUCCACGGCUUUACGAAACUGAAGAUUAACGCAAGCAAAGAGAAAACGGCGCGAUGCCGCCCGCAGAGCGCAGCCUGCUUAGCGUUCAGUCCUCGGAGAUCACCGCGCGGUUCUUUGCGACUUUUCAGCGCUGAUGAAUGAGCCGUUAACCGCUGCUUCAGGACCGACGGACCGCUGAAACGACUCUGUGAGGACCCCCCCCCCCCUCCCCCCUGAACCAUGGCGAGCGAGCUGAAACCGCGGCUUUGCUGUAUGACCAAAGGGGAGAACGGCUACGGCUUCCACCUGCACGGAGAGAAGGGAAAGAGCGGCCAGUACAUCCGCAAAGUGGAGCCGGCGUCCCCGGCGGAGGCUUCGGGGCUGCGCGCCGGUGACCGAGUGGUGGAAGUGAAUGGAGAUAACGUGGAGAGAGAGACCCACCAUCAGGUGGUGCAGAGGAUUAAGGCAGUGGAGCAUGAGACCAGGCUGCUGGUGGUUGAUCGUGAGACAGAUGAGUACUUGCGCAGUCUGCGCCUCACCUGCACAGAGGACAUGGCUGUCCGAAUCAGCCCGUCACCAUCCUCUUCCUCAUCUCCUCCCCCGACCCCCAGCAAGCGGGAAAACGGCUCUGUGUCCAAGCUGCCAGCCACCCUGACCAGCGAGAUACCCAAACCCAGCAGGAGAUCUCCAUCACGGGCUGCCAAAAAGGAGAUUCAGGCUCAAGUGCAGUCUUCUCCAACAGAAGUGUCCGAGCUGGCCCCCAGGCUGUGUUACCUGGUACGAGCCAAGACGGGCUAUGGAUUCAACCUUCACAGCGAGAAAUCCAGACCAGGCCAGUACAUCCGCUCUCUGGACCCUGGCUCCCCGGCUGACCGUGCUGGCCUCAGACCACAGGACAGGCUCAUAGAGGUAAAUGGGGUGAACAUUGAAAGCAUGCGGCACGCAGAGGUAGUGGCCUUCAUCAAGCGCGGAGGGGACGAGACACGUUUGCUGGUGGUGGAUCCAGACACAGAUGAGCAUUUCAAAAAACUGGGCAUCACUCCCACUGGCAGCCACGUCAAAGGUUUUGAUACUCAGUCCAUUACUAACGGCUCGCCCAGUCCCCGCAUCAACGGCCGCUCCACAUCGCAGUCUACACACUCAGACCAUAGCAGCCAGGACACCAGCACACAGAAUUCGGAGGAUGGUGGGAGUCGCUUGCUGGACCCCUUCGCUGAGAUUGGCCUGAAGUUGAGCCCCACUGCGGCAGAGGCUAAAGAGAAGGCCCACGCCAAGCGUGCCAAGAAGAGAGCACCACAGAUGGACUGGAAUAAGAAAUAUGAGCUCUUUAGCAACUUCUGAACUUGCGCAUACACACGUACGCGCUCCCUGUCCCAGAAUUCCAACCCCUCUGCACCUGACUGCUUUACAUGAAAACGGAGGCUGUUAUUUUUAUAGAAAAAAAAACAUAAAAAGUAUUUUAAUAGCUUCCCCUGCGGAGCGAGAGCAGGCAGAGGGCAAACGCGAGCAUCUCUAUUUUUUCACUCUCAACUGGAAGGAAAAGCAGCUGACUCAGAUGUGUCUGACGCAGAACUGUCGCUGACAAUCGUCAGCCCCUGAAGCAUAAAGACUUCUCUAAAGGGAUCACUCUUUCAGCUGAAGGGUGCAGCUUGAAUUUUGUAUUGUUCUUGCUUGAGUUUACUGUUACACACAUUUCAGGCUGACAACUUUAACAGCAAUCCCCCAUACCAGCAGCCAACUUUUAUACAAGACCACCUCCACCAGCAGAUGUUGAUCAUACUGCAGCACAUACUGCGCAAAAACCAGACUGGAACCUCAAAGAUUCAAAAUUGUUUACAUCUCUACAUGACAGCGGAGGUGCUCGGCUCUGGUGAUGAGUACUAGUGGAUUUAUGCAGAAAAAGACAUAGCGGAGUUGCACAGACAAGUCCUGAAAAUCAGAGUUGACUUUAGUACUGAACUUAAACAGAUAAAAUCCUGAACUGACCCUCUCAGAGGAGCCCCCUCAAUGUAGCCCAUUGUAUGUGCUGUACAUUCUUUGUAAAUCAGUAUUACACAUGAAGAAACUCCAGAGGAUUUUACCUGCCAUGAACUGCCGAAACAUAACCAGCUCGUGGUUAUGCACCAAAAACAUUUGCAACUAAAGGGAUGUGCCACUAUCGUGACAUAUUAAAGGGAAAGUGUAAUAGUGGGUUCUUGACUUGCUCAGUGAGAUGAAGUGGAGAAAGGGAGGAUUUCACGAAGGGCAAUUUCUUAAGCUUUUUGAUAUGAUAUUGUUACCAGAGUGAGGAAUAAAGUCCUGAACCUGCUGACUGCAGCAAAGCUUAAAGGAAUAUUUUGGUGGAAAAUUUUUACUCAAUUUUCCCAGAUGGCGUCUAUCAGCGAAGACGUGUCCAACUUUUGCUUCUAUAAUUAAGCACAGGAGCUAUGAGGCUAAUGUUGCCAGCAAACAAUAGAAGCCAAUAGUCACCCAAAUCUUCUUUAAAAGUUUUCAUUAAGGUUGUACAGACUUGUCAAUGCGGUCACAGUAUAACAAUAAACAAAACUUGUAGCUGAACGCAACUGAGCUGAAUUUGACCCAUUUCUUUGCACACGUCAUGCAGGCACAAAUAUGUUUGUGAUUUCUGAAUUUUCAUGUUUAUAAUUAGAAAUCGUAAACAGUGUGUGUGAUGUGUGUAGGGGGAUUCAGAUUCUGCAGGGGAGACAGAAUGACUGCUUGCUGCUUUCAGCCACACAGUGAGGUUUUGCUCAUUUUUAUAGUUUUCACUUUACUGUGCUCUAAGCCACAUUGACAAGUCUGCAUGACCUUAAUAAAGAGCGGGAUGCAGUUUGAGCACAUUGUGAAGUUUUGCCAAUGUAUUUAUGGAAAAGAUUUGGGUAACUAUUGAGUGUUCUAGUGUCUGUUGGCAACAUUAAGAAGCAAUAUAUAGCAAUAUAGACGUCUUGGCUCUUCUAGGGUAAGUGAAAUUAUUCCUUUUAAAGGAGGCAGGCCAAAAGUGAGGACUCUCCAGCGGGAGAAAAGGAGCAUUCCUUUUGGGAAGUCCCCACUAUUGCUGUCCAACUUUGCUGAAAAGUCACUUUGUGAAAUCGCUCCCACAACAGUUGCAAGCAUAAACUGCGUUUUGUUGAAAUGAGGCAUUGACUGUGAGACACUAGAGGGCACCAUUGAAGAACAUUUGCUUCUACCCUUGGAAGAUGACUUUGAACAGAGGCAGAACUUGCAGGUUUCAACCACUAGAGGGAAACAUAUGUAAGUCAUUUAAUUGCAGCUCAUUUAAGUACUUGUACUUGUGAACUGAACCAAUGCAAAUGUGUUACAUGUAGGCAACAGCAGCUGUACAAAAACAUUGUAUUGCUUAGGCUGAUGCUUUCUGGAACGCUCUAGAAGGUGAUGGUGGAUUCUUGAAUGGUCGAUUUGAGACUGAAACGCGUGAUGUUAGGUUCCAGAUAAAAGCCUGGAAUAAUCUGUUCAUGUGAAGUAGGUGAAACAACCAAACUAUGUGUGCAAAGACAACCUAACAUGCUGGGGUUUCUAUUGUCAUGGCAGGGGUUUUGACCCCUAGGAGGGGAGACCGCUAUGUCCACUAUCUGAAUGGAUAGGAGGAAAUAUCACAAAUGGCUUGCGUCAAUGCAGGCAAUGUUGUGUGGAGCAAAUAACGCAGACUGCUAGAGCCAUUGAGCUUAUGAAGAUUAGAGACAGUGCUAGGCCACCUGCUUUUAGGAACGCAGACCCCCUCAGAUUGACUUACUUCAUCUCACAGCGGGGUGUCUCUCCUGGAAAUGGACAAAAUGACCACACAGAGCUGCCUUGAGACACCCCUUACCGCUCAAACUGUGGUACGGCCCAUGAUGCGGCUCUGCUAGGCCAGUUCUGUUGGGUCAUUAAGCUAGUUCAGCUGUGCUGUGCUGACAAACUGCUCCAGAAAGAAAGCUUUAGAAAGAGACUGCAUUAUAUAGCACAAAUACUUUUAACCCCUGUGCCCUUGUAUAUUACCAGCAUUGCUGUACUCGCUCUGAAUAAUCAAAAGUGCAUUAUUUUUGUCUAUUGUUUUCCUUCUAAUGUUUGCUAGCCUUGUGUUUGCAGAAGUUUCUUCUUUCCUCCGUUCCUUCUAUCCUGACUGUGUAUGCAUUCAGAGCUCAAGCUGUAUGCUAAUGUAUAUUCAUUAUGGGAAUAUAUGCCAGGUUGCAUUUUUUUUUUCAAUAAAGUGUGAUUCUUA